GAUCCACAGAACUGAAGUCAUUUCCAGUGUUCAAUUAUUAGGAAACCAAUCUCUCUGUUUUUUUCUUAUUAUCAAGCGAUAAACGCCCCGGCUCAUCUUGUCGGAUGCUCAAGGCCCUCUCAGCUUGGAGCGCGAGUUCUCGCCGUGGCCUUUCGCUGGGGAGGUCGGAAAAGGAGGUGGAGGACGGUUUGCGGCGGCGGCGAGCGUGGCAAGCAGGCCGGCGGCCUUCUUCGGUGGCCGGGUCUCCGGCGCGGGGGAGCUCAGCUCGCCGGGGAGAGGGUGAGGAAACGACCAGCUGUGCAACACUGGACGGGUGGAAGUAAAUGGGAUCGGCGACCCAUAAUAAAUCGGCCCACCAACCAGUGUCCUGUCCACCUCGAGCGAGCGUGACUAGUGGCACACUGGCACUCGGCCACACGCAUCAUGCCGGCGCCGCUGCUUGCUCACUCCCACUAGCAGCAGCUUCUGCCGCCGCGCCAUGUGCUCGCAGCCUCCGCCUCCCGCGCACUGACCGCCGCCGCACCGACACGCCCACAGGCAGGCAGGCAGGCACCGCCGCGAGACCACCAUGCGCCCGCCCCGCCGGCCGCCGCCCCCGUCCCCGGCGCCGUCCCCCGCGCCGCUCUCUCGCGACGCCAGCCAUUCGCCGCCUUCUCCCUACGCGGCGGCGUUCGUGUCCUCCCCGGGCCCUGCGCCGGGUCCCGGCCCAGGUCCCGCGCCGGAGCCGCUCGCGGGCGGCGAGCGGCGGGCGGGCGGGAGCCUGAGCCCGCCGCUCAUCGCGAUGCUGGCGGUGGUGGGCGCGGCGCUGCUGGUGGUGCUGUACGCGCGCCUGGUGAGCCGGGUGUUCCGCGCGGCGCGGCGGCGGUGGCGCCGGCGCCGGCUGCGGCUGCUCAUGGCUCCGGGCGGCGGCCCCUUCUCCCCCUCCUCCGCGCGCGGCGGCGGCGGCGACGGCUCCUUCGCGUCCUUCACCACCUACGACAACUACUACCACACCUUCUCGCCCUACUGCGGCCUCGACGCCGCCGCCAUCAAGUCGCUGCCCUCGGCGCAGUACCUGGCGGCGGCGCGCGGGUCGGGGGCGUCCAGGGAGUGCGCCGUGUGCCUGCUCGAGUUCGCGGACGGCGACGAGCUCCGCGCGCUGCCGCUGUGCGCGCACGCCUUCCACGCCGACUGCAUCGACGUCUGGCUCCGCGCGCACGCCUCCUGCCCGCUCUGCCGCGCCGCCGUCGCGCUCCCGCCGCCCGUCGCGUCGCCGCUCCACCGCGCGGCGCGGCGGGUGCGGCCCAGCCUCGACGACCUCCUCUUCUUCCACCCGGUCCCGCCCGACGCCGCCGCGCCGCCCGAGAUCGCGCCGGCCAGCCCGGACCAGCUCCGCGGCGCCAGGGACUUGCUGCUGCUCAAGCGCUCCUACUCCUUCGGCUUCGAGCGCAGCCUCGCCGUGGAGGCCGCGUCCACGGCCUCCCCUCCCUGGCGCUACCGCGUCUCCUCCGCCGCCACCGGCGACGGCGCCACCUCCCGCGGCCGCAGCUUCUGGAGCAAGCGCUGGCCGUCCCCGUUCGGCGGCGGGGGCGGGGGCUCCGCGGCCGCCGCCCGCGUCUUCUCCUUCCGCUCGUACCGCUCCGCGGCGGGCAAGUCCUCCCCCUUCUCCCGCCGCCGCGGCCACGGCGGGGCCGGGAGCGGGUUCUUCAUGUCGCUGGCGUCGGAGCCGCCCUCGAUCCUGGGCGCGGCGAGGCGGGGCCGCGCGGCCGCCGCGUCCAGCCGGCUCCGGUGCGGGGACCCCGAGGCGCUGCUCUCGCCGGACCGGCUCCGCCGCUGACCCCGCCCGCCGCCGGCGGGGACGCGACCGCGCCGCGGUGGUGAGCGGAUCUCGGUGGCGCGGUGGGCCUGGCGCCCGCGUGGGGGCGGGGGCGGGGCAGUAAUGGCGCGAAUAAAUGCGAGGCCCUGCCUGCCAAGGUUUUAAUGGCGGGAGGACGCGCGCCCAGAGCGAGCCGUGUCGCUUCCCGCAGCAGGCAACAGUGUCCCUGCCUCGGCUUGCCGCCGGUUUCAACUUUUUGCCCCUUCCUUUCUCCUCCGGCCCGCCAGCCAGCCGUCUGGCUUGACCAAGCGCGUGGACGCGGUGGUGGAAGGCCGUCCGAUCAGAAAACGACGGCGGCGUCCGGCGGUUGACCGGAGCCGUCGUUUUCUCGCCGGACGGUCCGGCUCAUCGGAGGGGAUCGCGUACGGUUCCGUUGGUCUGGAUGGACCGUUUUGUCCGUCUCUUGGCUCCGGUGUCGGCUUUGUGUGUUCCGAACUGUGUUUCAAUGGUGUUAAUUAAUGUUAACUACUACCUUAGUAUGCUUCUCAAAGUAUUUAGCCGAUCGAAAUGGGAAAGCGUCGUUACUGUGAUCAUAGGAGGCUACACCUCAUUUUUUUAAUUACAAAGUACAAUUCAAA
This is a messenger RNA of Panicum virgatum (switchgrass), 2433 nucleotides long. Its product is annotated as RING-H2 finger protein ATL65-like. The transcript has a single exon. Gene Ontology annotation, molecular function: transferase activity. The coding region runs from base 569 to 1816 and encodes 415 amino acids. NCBI's taxonomy places the organism in Eukaryota, Viridiplantae, Streptophyta, Magnoliopsida, Poales, Poaceae. Gene Ontology annotation, biological process: protein ubiquitination. The record is from RefSeq and is a predicted model, not a curated record.